This is a messenger RNA of Canis lupus familiaris (dog), 4929 nucleotides long. Its product is annotated as formin-like protein 5. Lineage: Eukaryota; Metazoa; Chordata; Mammalia; Carnivora; Canidae. The record is from RefSeq and is a predicted model, not a curated record. The coding region runs from base 2240 to 3142 and encodes 300 amino acids. The transcript has 2 exons.
GCGGGGGGAGGGGCGGAGGAAGCCGGAGGGAAAUCCUCAGCACCGGGCGCCCCUCCCUGGCCAGCCCGCUUCCCCGAGCCCCGGCGGGGGGACCCUGGCGGGGGACCGGCUCCCGGAGGCCCCGGAGAGCAUCAGGCGGGACUCAAGACUGCAGGGGGUGGAAAUGCAGCUCCCCGCUGCUCUGCGGGGGAGGCCCACUCGAGACCCCCUGAGACCCCAGGAGCACCAUCCAGAGGCCUGGGGGAGGAGGAGGGAGGGAGGGAGGCCGGGCCCCAGGUGUUCCCCCAGGAGCAGGGCCCCAGGUGCUCCCCCAGGAGGAGCCUGCCCGUUCUGCCUUCCCCUGGGCCCCCCACCCAGCCUCCUUGUCCAUCUUCCCUCUGCUGCUCUGCUGCCCGCUCCCUGGGGCCCGUGGCUCAGCCUGUGCAGCACUCGCAUGGCAGGGCCUUGGUCCCAUGCUCACCCGCAGCUGGGAGUGGGGUCUGCGGAGUGGGUGGCAGUCGCAGGCUGGCCCAGCAGCAGCGCUCAGGAGUCCUGUCCCCGUCCAAGCCAUUUGAGGCAAGGAUGGGCACAGCCUCUGCCCCAGGCGCACCCACCUGCAGGGACCUUCCAUGCCAUCCCCGUCCUGCCCUCUCCCCAGUGGCCUGGAGCCUCUUGCUCUUCCUUCCUCUGAGGCCCCACGUGGCCUCUGUGUAAAGCGCCCCCAACACUCAAUCCAGCUCCUGCAGGAGAAAACUGCCGCAAGCAAUCGAGUGGCGGGACCCAAUGGGACUUGGUGACGGAGGGCUCAGGAGGCCAGAAGAGCAGCAAGGACUGCCGUGGUCCCGGAAGCAGCGCUUCAGGAGGCCGCUGCCUGGGGCCGGAGGGGCCGGGGAGCUUGCUGCUCAGCCCCCGUGACGCUCAGUCCCCUGAGGCCCAGACUGCUGGAGGUGCCCCUCGGUGGCCUUGGGCAAGCAUGUCCCCUCUGAACUCGAAGCUGUGAUACGGGGGUUUGUGCAGACGAAGUGAGGUGUCCAAGCACCCAGCGAGCACUGGAACUUAGUAGGCAGAACGGGCAGGCUUCUCCUGGGGGAGCACCUAGAGCCCUCCUCCUGGGGGAGCACCUGGAGCCCUCCUCCUUACAGAGGGCAGCAGGUGCCCCCCAGAGAGAGGGGAGGUGUGCCACCCUGGUGCCUUGGCCUCGGGAGCUGGAGGUCACGGGGUCUGGGAGAGGCUUGAACCCGAAGCCGUCCGAAAGGCCGGGGCCAAGUAGGUAUCCAGUGGGGAGAGAUGCUGUGAGCAACAGACGGGAAUAGGCCGGAGGGGCGGGACGCCCCGGGAGCCCACACAGGGUGCCUGCCCCCCAGAGCGGCCCCUCCGCGCCCUCCAUCGCUCUGGCUCUGCACCUGCUGAGCAGCAAACACCACGUGGCCACGUGGGCUACUCCCACACAGCUGUCAGGGACGCUCAAGGAAAAGGAUUGCGUGUCACUCGAAACAAGGUGGGGGUCUCAAAGGGGAUAGAAGAAAGGUGUGCCCGGGCAGGACCCCAGAAGUGCAGGGGAGGCGAGGUCUGGCCACCGUGGGUUCGGGCGAGGGCGGGGCCCGAGCCUCAGGAGAAGGCAGGAGGGCGGCUGAUCAGGGCACGCGGAGGGGAGACCCCAACGGGUGUGUCCACGGGGGGGGCCGCGGGCAGUGCUGGGCACCGGAGGUCCCGUGGGGCCUUCAGCCCUAGGGGUACAGAAAGGUUAAAACAUAGUCAGGGGACGCCUGAGUGGCGCAGUCGGCGGAGCGCCCACCUCUGGAUUUCGGCUCAGGUGAUCUGCGCUCCGGGGCGUCUGCUCGGGAGGUCACCCCCCCCCCCCCCCGUCACCCCGCUCUCACACUGGCUCUCAAAAUAAGUACAUCGUGAAACUAUGUGCACGUAGUCGGGAGAGGAGGCUGCGAGGGCGGCGGGGGGCCGGAAGGAAGGUCAGCGUCCUUGCCGCGUUGCCCGGGAGCAGCUCAGGGGAGCCCAGCUCGAGAGCCGCCCGGUGUCUCCGCUGCCCCGCGCUUGGCCGCCCGGUCGGCACCCUCCCCCCGCGGGUCCAGGGCUCCACUCUCCUGCCCCAAGGCCCUGCCCUCACAGCUCUUCCCCAGCAGGGAGAGGCCCAGGGGUGCCCUGGGGAUCCUCCUGGAUGCCAGGAAGUCCCCACCCUGCGAGCGGGUCCGCUGUCCCCUAGGGCCUGGGUCUCACUCCUGGGCCGUUCAGCUUCGGCCCCUGCAUGGUGCCCCCCAGGCCGCCCCCCGCCCGCCCAGCACCCGGCCUGCCCUCGCCACGGCCCCUUGGUAUCAGGGCCCCAGGCAUCCGGUGCCUCACUUCCCGGGGGCGCAGACUGCUGUCCCCCAGGAAGCUGCCCUCCCGCCCGUGCCUGGCCCCGCACAGCCAUUACCCUGCGCCCGCGCCCCCUCCUCCGGGAGGCCCCCCAGGGCCUCUCCCAGCCCUGCGGCUGCCUGUCCAGCCCCCGCCUGUGUGCAGGCGCUCGGGGGGCCUGGGGGUGCCUGGCUCUAGCAGCACUUGGCUGGAGGCUCCUCUUGGGGAGGUCUCCGUGCUCAGCCCUCGGGCCAGGCACAAAUGCAGGAAGUCACCAAGGGGAAAGUCUGUCACACGAAGGUAUUGUUCCCGGGCUCGUGCUUUCCGGGUGGGCUCGGUCCGCAGUGCGGCUUGCGCGUUCUGGGGGCUCCUGGCCCAACUGUUUCCCUCCGAGACCCCGGGGCGCCUAGGGGUGGGGAAUGUGGGGCCAGGGUGCAGCCUCGGGGAGACGUGGGCGCGCCCCGGGCGGUGUGUGUCCCCGGAGCCCUGGGUCUGCGCCGUGUUGGGGCCCGAGGGAGGUCGGGGCCGGGGUUCCACGCGCCACCCACACGCUCUCUGCCAGCCUGUGGGCCUUGGGGUCCUGCCCAGGCUGCACCCAGGCUUGCCUCCCUCCCCCCAGGAGGGCCACCCCACACCUCACCCCACGCCCCCUGCAGCCUGGCCAGGGCCUGCUGCCCCACUGCCACCGGCCUGCCUGAGCCACUCUGUCCUGGGGGGACCCUGCCACAGCUGGGGACAGGGCUGGCUGGGCAGGAAGUCAGCCCACGCUAGGCCCCCGGGGGGGGCAGUGCAGGGGCAGGCAGUCCUCACCUGACUCCACCCCCUGCCACUCUGCCCCCAUGCUGCCCUCGGGACUUACAUCAAGCCCCACAUGGGGUACGUAGGGUACCAUGGGGUAAAGGGGGGUGUUGCUUCCAUCUCACUCAUCUGCACACAGGAGACGACAGGUGCGCUCGGGGUUGCCAGAGCCCCUGAGGAGCACCAGGAAGGGCUGUGGACAGCAGGUGCCCCACCGGCCCACAUCCCACAGGAUCCCAGUGAGGAGCCUGAGAGCCCGGGGGUGCGGGCGCCACAGACCCCAGGGCCACCCGGCACUGAGCCCCAGAUUAGAGGUGGGAGCAGUGGGAGGUGGGCGGGGGCGUGGCUGGAGGCCGUGGGAGCCGCGCGGCCAGGCGGGCAGGCCCAGGGUGGGCGUCGGGGCCGUGGCAAGGGUGCUGGCCAGCAGCAGGGGUGGGGGAGUCAGAGGCCCAGCCCUGGCCCAAGCACCUCAGUGAGCCUGGGCCAACGCCGCGGUGGAGCCAGGGAGGCCAGGCCAGGAGGAGCCAGCUUGGGAGGAGAAAGGAGCACCGCUCCCAGACGUCCUGGGCAGGGCAGACCGACAGACCAGAGGCGGGCGCAGGCCUCAGACAGAACCCGGUGGGCCCAGGAUCCUGGACGCUGAAACACAGGGCUGGGGGGGCGUCCGCGGCGAGGAAGGGAUCGGGAAGGGUCGCGACGAGGGUUCCCCCGGAACGGGCAGGGAUGCUGUGCCCACAGCCCUGUCGGGGUAGAGGUGGGGGAGGAGGGACCGCAUGAUCCAGUUUCCUCAAAGGAUAAAAUAGAGAAGGGGGACCUUCUGGGGAAUCAAAGUCCAAAGAUUUGCCUAAAUUACAGACCUAGGCCUCAGGCGGAGAGGGCCUUCAGGGGGCAGCGGGGAUGGCAUUCGGGAAUGGCCCACGCACCCCCAUCUCCCUCGCCACCCCGGGUCACGCAGACCCCACUCCUCCAUCCUUCCCGCCUCUAGCCCCCACUCUUCCUCCCGACCCCCCAUGCACCUCCUCCCACUUGGAUGUUCCGAAGCAAACCCUCGGUGUCGCUCCACAUUUCAGUUUGUAUCGCUACGAGACGGUUUCCCAGAGAGUGACUAUAGUGGCAUCGGCACACUGGUGCCCAGUCAGGGUUCCCGGCUCCCAGACGGCUGGUCUGAGGAGGGCCCGCACACGCCCAUCACUGUGGCUGUUUGAUACGCCUCUCGAACCUCCGUAUCCUCAGGCUCUCCCUCCUCGAAGAGACCCAGCUGUCGUGCGCGUGUCCCGGACCCCAUAUCUGCUGUAGGCCACUUGUUGAGUGCGGGCUUGGCCAGUGUGGCAGUGUCCCUCAACAGUGGUGUUCUCCUGUUGGGAGCGUCACGAAGGACAAAGAGGAAUACCAGUACUUGUGAGACGACUAGCAGAUCAGAAAAAUACAACAUGUAUGCAACCACAAACAGAGCUUCAGAAGACAGAAAGCCACUGGUGACCAGUGGCGCCCUCCCGCUCCUCCCUGCACGCUGACCGCUCCAGCAUCCAUAAGCAAAGAUGGAAACAAUUGGGAUGAUGUGAUAAAUAGAGGCACUCUGUUUUCUAGGACAAACAGGGUGAUUCUCCAAAUCACUGUUUUUUGGGUCCCCAAAGAGGCCUCAGGACGCCUUCAGGAGUGGAAGCGGCUGCAGGAGAGGUAAGCAGGCGGGCAGUGGAGUGAUGCCCCCCUUGCUCCGCGACGCAGAAAGUGGCUCCAACCUAGAAUUCCAUACCCAGCCCAACCGUCCUUGUGUAUGAAGGGAAAUAAAGACAUUUCCAGACA